CUAGGCUAGAAUGUAUGCGCCGUGCAAGAGGCUACCCCUCCACUUCAUCGACGAACCGAAUUGGAGGAAGAUGUGGCUACUACCCUGGCUCCUCACUUGGCUCGUUUGGAGGGCGAUGGGGACCAUCACUACUCAGCGAUUCCUCGCCCCUCAGAUCAUGAACAUGAAGAUCACUUCGCCUUCUGUAGAACGUGUGGUUCGUUCCGAGAUUGAAUGCGCCAUUUCUUGCAUGCAAAAUUCGACGUGCUUGAGCUUCUCUGUGACACAAGAUUCAGGAAGUACCAUAUGCCUCUUCGGAUUCAGAUUCGAUGAGCCGAGGACUGCCGAAGCAUCCAGCAAGUUCUUCUACAGGGAUAUGCCAAUACCAGCCGGGUACGACCUGGUGCCGGGUACGAGGAGUUACGUGAAGCUGACCAAGAAAACCAUCUCUGAAAUUGAUUCCCAAACAGCGUGCAAGCAGGAUCACGCUGAACUCGUCUCUUCCAGCGAUGCAGCAGUGUAUAACAAUACGAAUCAGCUAUGGACGACUCAGGCAUUUAAUCUCAAUAUAUGGGUCGGUGGACGGAGUUUAUCGAACACCCUCAUUUGGGCAUUCCCCGACGGCACCAACAAGACGUUCCCAGGGGUAGGUAAAGGUGGCUUUUGUGCAGCACAACCCGAUGAAGCUCAUGGUUCUUGCCUGUUGUAUUGGAUGGCAUAUAAUAUUCCAUGCUUGGGUGAUACCUUCAACUGCGGUCUCAACCUCGAUGGAUACAUCUGCGAAAUGAAACUGCCGAUUUGA
Molecule: messenger RNA, 781 nt
Organism: Darwinula stevensoni
Lineage: Eukaryota; Metazoa; Arthropoda; Ostracoda; Podocopida; Darwinulidae
Source: the annotation of a GenBank genome assembly